AAGUGUCAGGAAGUGGUGCUGAGUUGGCAGCAGUAUACACCAUCCCAGAGGAGGCUGUAAAAAGCUCAGUGAGUGGGAGAUGACAGAGCAGCCACACUGCCCAUGCUCGGGGAGCAAGAGAGCUCCAGUAGUGACAUAAAUUAUUGGAAGAGUGUUCAUCCAGGGAAUUGCAGACAGACAAAGCAGCUCUGAUGAAAUGCAUCCCUGUCAAAGGCAGUUUGUUUCAGCUGAGGCUUGAAUAAGAGCACAAGUGAAAAACAGAGUAACCUGGUGAGGGGGAGAGCAAAGUGGAGUCACUGUACUAUAAGGAAGAGGUUUACUCAUUCUGCCCAGAGGCUGAGCCAGCAGAGACAGCAAAGCUAAUGUGAUUCAUUGAAGGAAGACAGUGGACAAUUACCAGCAACUUGUUCACAUUUUUGCCUUGGACAGCCUAAGCUGAAACUCCCAGAAAUGACGCAGCAAAUGCACAGCCUGAGUCUCCUCCAGACCAAGAAGCACAGCAUGCCCUCCUCUCCCAACGCGGCCAAGCGCCUCUACCGGAACCUGUCGGAGAAGCUGAAGGGCAGCCACACGUCCUUCGACGAGGCCUAUUUCCGAGCUCGCUCCGACCGCCUCAGCCUCCGGAAGACCUCCAUGAAUUUCCAGUGCAAUGAAGCAAUGUUUGAGGCCGUGGAACAGCAGGAUCUGGAUGCUGUUCAGAUUCUUCUUUAUCAAUACACACUGGAGGAACUGGACCUGAACACACCAAACAGUGAGGGACUAACUCCUCUGGAUAUUGCCAUUUUGACAAAUAAUGUCCCUAUUGCUAAGACCCUUCUGCAUGUUGGGGCAAAGGAAAGCCCACACUUUGUUGACAUGGAGAGCAGGUCGGUGCAUCUGAGCACGCUGGUGCAGGAGGCGCAGCAGAGAGUGACGGAGCUGUCUGCCCAGGUGGGGAACGAAGGCCUGGGCAUCGACACCACCGAGAGGGAGAAGCAGCUGAAGGCCUGGGAGUGGAGGUCGAGGCUGUACCAGCGCAUGAAGGCCGGCUACGAACACGCCCGAGCCCCUGAGGCGCCAACCAAUGUCUGUCUCAUGGUAACAAGCAGUACAUCACUCACUGUCACCUUCCAAGAACCUCUGAGUGUCAACUCAGCUGUGGUGACCAAGUAUAAAGUGGAAUGGAGCUCUUCAGAAGACUUUUCUCCUUUGGCUGGUGAAAUAAUCUUGGAUAAUCUUCAGUCUUUGAGGUGCUCCAUCACUGGUCUCAGAACAGGCCAGAGGUAUUAUGUCCAUGUUUCAGCGUACAACAUGAGAGGAUGGGGACCUCCAAGGAAAUCUACUCCUGAAUAUGCUUCUCCUUCAAACUGGAAAGACUGCAGUGGAAGAGAAGCUCGGCACAGGGGACACACUGAGGCCCUGGAACGCCUCCUUCAGCAGGUUCGAGCAGCUCAUCAGCACUAUAAUUGCAGAGAAAGUUCUAAAUUACAAAAUGCUGGUCGCAAGCAAUCAGUUUCCAGGAGCCUGAAGCACCUUUUCCACUCAUCGAACAAGUUUGUGAAGACUCUGAAACGGGGACUCUACUUAUGUGUUAUACUUUUUUACAAAGACAAUUUGUUAGUAACCAAUGAAGAUCAAAUCCCAAUUGUGGAAAUCGAUGACUCUCACAGUAGUUCAGUUAUGCAGGAUUUCCUGUGGUUCACAAAGUUGUCUUGCAUGUGGGAUGACAUCAGAUGGCUGAGGCAGAACAUGGCUGUGUCCGUGUCCUCAUCAACAGCCCUCCAGGCCAGGCAGAAGAUGCUUUCAGCAGCAGCACAGCUACAGAAUUUGCUGGGAACUCACAACUUAGGCAGAGUUUUUUAUGAACCAAUCAAGGAUCGACAUGGCAAUAUGCUGAUAGUUACUGUAAGAGAAGUGGAGAGUCUGUAUUCAUUUUUUAAUGGCAAAUGGAUGCAGGUAUCCAAACUACAAAGCCAGAGGAAAUCCCUUUCAACUCCAGAGGAGCCAACAGCAUUAGACAUCUUGCUCAUAACAAUCCAGGACAUACUUUCCUAUCACAAACGAAGUCAGCAACGCCUCCCUCCCGGCCUGUAUCUGGGCUACCUUAAACUCUGCAGUUCUGUGGAUCAAAUCAAAGUGCUGGUGCUGCAGAAGUUGCCCAAUGUCCUGUGUCAUGUUAAAAUCCGGGACAACAGCAAUGUCUCCAAAGAUGAGUGGGAAUGGAUCCAAACACUUUCUGGCUCAGAAUCUGUGGAAAGUAUGGAUCAUACUUCAGACUGCCCUACUCAAUUGUUCUUGUACGAGCUCCAGACGGCAGUGAAAGCUCUCCUCAAACAGAUCAAUCUACCUCUGCAUCAGGCAAAGCACUUCCGUCUGUACACACAGGAGGUGUUGGAACUGGGUCACAAUGUCUCCUUUCUUCUCCUGCUCCCCGCCUCAGACGACGUCUGCACUGCCCCAGGACAGAAUAAUCCUUACACCCCACACUCAGGAUUUCUUAACCUCCCUCUUCAGAUGUUUGAACUCGUUCAUUUUUGCUGUUACAAGGAAAAAUUUAUAAGCCUGUAUUGCCGCCUUUCUGCUGUCAUAGAGCUGGACUCUCUGAAAACCCAGCAAUCCCUGAGGGAAGCAAUUUCAGACAGUGAAGUCGCUGCAGCCAAACAAAGACACCAGCAAGUUAUAGACUACAUACAGCAAAUCGAUGAGAUCUGGAGGGAGAUGAGGUGGAUCACAGAAGCACUGCAGUAUGCAAGGUACAAGCAGCCAGCAGCUGGCCUGCCCAUAAGGAAGCUUGUGGAUCUUUCAGAAGAACACCCUCAAAAGAAAAUGAGCUCCACCUCUUCACAUCUAGACUGUCUUCCUUCACCUCCCCCUUCCCCUGAGGCCAGAAUCCAGAGGAGAAAAGCUGUGAGUGACUCCCAGCCCUGCUCAGACGAGGAAGGCUGCUCCGAAGUGUUCCUCCCAACCGACAGCGACUACGACUCCAGCGACGCGCUGAGCCCCAGGGAACUGGACCUGAUUUACUCCUCGUCCCAGGACAUCUCCCAGCAGGCCGGCAGUGGCCUGGGAGGCAGCGCUCCCGACGUCCUCCAAGCCCACGACAUGAAGCCCUGCCUGGCAGUCCAGGGGGGCCCGACGGAGCGCGAUGCCUUCGAUCCUCACGCCGAGUGUUGCACGGAGUCCAUGAGCAGUCUGACCGUGGCGGGGCUCACAGAGAAGAGCACAGACAAGUCCUCCAGCUCCAAGCAGCCGCUGGGCUUCUUGGGGAAAAAAAAGCUCGGGAAGCACCAGCAUUACAACUACUUCGGCCGGCAGCACCGCUGGCUGCGCGUGUACAGCGAGACACAGGCGGGCUCCCUGUCUGAGGGGGUCUACACUCAGCAUCUCAUGAGGUCUCCAGAUUUGUCCCAAGAACCUACCUCCGGCGAGCAGUUAAAGACUCCCCCCGAUGGGUCUCGGAGCACUUUCGUACCUCAUGCGUCCAGCCUUCCAGAAGGUGAGCAAGGCAAGUACGAGGAACCAAGGCAGAAUGUCCACAGGAUACACGUGGAGCCUUAUGAAACGACAUUUGUGCACGAGGAGGGCAAGCCCUGGGCAGUGAGCACACGGUCUGUAGGACACGCAGAUGUGCACAAUGCUAUGCAACAGACCACGGGUCCAGAUGAGCAGCCGGUUUCUGCUGUCCCAGAAGUCUUCAGCAGCACCCUUUAGCCCCAGAAUCCUGCAUGGCUUCCCAUGAGAUAAGAGCAUUAUGCACAUAAGGCCAUACUUGCAAAACCACUGGUAAAAAAUCCAGCUCCUGAAACGGCAACUCACGCCACCCAGAAGAAUCCUGAUCCUUUGACUUCCUCACCAGGUUUCUGGUCUCACAGAGGCAUCAUCUGUCAGGAUGUGAGCAUUAUUAUUAUUAUUAUUAUCAUUGGCAUCUGCAGGUUGGCAGGAAGAGUCGUAACAAUCACCACAUAACAGAACAAUCUGUGGCUGCAAACCCAGUAACAGCAGGUCUCUUGAUGUCCAUGUUUCUCUGAGCAUGCAAAAUUUUAAGCAUGAGUGGUUCUGCCUGCGAGUUAGCAGAAACUUGGUGUCCUCAUAUUAGGGCUGUGUCCUAAACUUCUAUUUACCUGUUUUCUGCUGUUUCUUGUAAAUUUUUCUACUUCUCAGUCUUGUCAAGUGGAUUUAGGUUGGAUAUAACUGGAGUGCUAACUGGUCUAGUAACACAAAUAACCCAGAGUUUCUAGGCAUUCAAAGAAAUGAAAAUUCUUUCAAUAUCUACGAAAUGCAGCCAACACCAUCUCUGAUGUUGUCAGAGCCUGACAUAAUUAGCACAAUGGGGUUUUUUUCAGGAGCUUAGAUUUCAAAUCAUUUAUGUAGCAAGUUAUUUUAAAACCUUAGGAGGUGAACCUUUGAGGCCAAGCGCAGAAUGAGGGCAGGUUCUGGAGGGAAAAUAUGCAGGGUCUGUAUGAGAAUGAAGCAAAGUUUAUCUUUUCUUCUGCCACCACACAUUUCAUUAUGUUGGAAUCACUGUCACAACACCCACUGGAAACAAAUGCCCCUAUUUUUGUUCCUGAAUAUUCAUUGUAAUUUGAUCACCACGUCUGAAAUUGGGAUAUUCUGGCAAUUCAGGUUAGGGAAAUUUGGGGUGCAGUUUGAAUCUAAGAUUUUAUCUUUGGGCCCCAAACAAAUGUUCAUAUCAUAAGGAGGGUGGGAGGUGGUGACUUUUCCUCCUAUAUUGUUUAAUGGCAGAUUACAGUGAGUCAGGAUUUUGUCCUUUACAAGCACAGUAAGACUUCAAGAACUACAGAAGAUGAUCUCAAAAAUGAAAUCUACAUUAAUGAGAACCAUAACACUGGAGUCACUAAGAAACGAACUAAUGUGGAGAGAAACCCCAGCUGUUGCACAAGCUUUAAUUUUUCUUAAACAGUUCUUGAAGUUUAAUUUUAUAGGCCACAUUCCUGCUGGUUAAAUUCCCUCACUCCGUGUUUGCGCAGCCUUCUACCUUUCGGUUUUCCAGCCUCCAGGUGGAUACAUUCUAAGGCCCCCAAUAAAGAGAUUUGAGUUAAAUAGUUGAGUUUACAAGUCCUUGAGGUAAAGGUAAGGAUUUGGGCCCAUGAUCUGUGGUCCUUAUUAAAAUAGCACUUCCAUAACCCCAGUGCUAUUAAAAUCCCUGUGAACUCAAUCCAUAAAUUCAAAAAUAAAUGUUAUUCACUAUUUUAUGCUUGGUCAGUGUGUGGAAGCCAAGAAGAGUCUUUGCAGUGAUAGGAAAGGCAAAAAAACUUUCUCACAAGGGAUUUGCAUUUGUAACUUCUCUUUUUGGGAGCGGGAAGUUAACUUUUUUGCACCAAAAAUAUUCAUUCAUUACCUGAUCCAAAGCCCAGUGAGGAUGGAAAGACUUCCAUUCACUCCCACAGGGUUUGGAUGAGACCCACACUGAAAAUUCCUGUGGGUGAGAGCACACGGGGGGAGCAGAAGCGUCAGUGCCCGUUUGCAGUUAAAAGGACACCCAUUGUGUGGAGCUGGGACUGGGGAAAGCCUGACUCACCCUCCAGAGCCAAGCUGAGAUGGCUGACUGUCACCGAAGGCACUCGCAGCUGGUUGCUUUAGAUUCUGUUCAUUAGCAGAAGGCUUUGCACCAGGGAGACAAACAAUGUGAUGCUCAUAUGCAGAGCCAAAAUAAUUUACACCGUUUUCUAGUGCCCCACCCCUCCCCUAAUCUGUCUCACCUCCAAGUAAAACUGCCAUAAAACUGUCUGUUGGAGAAUAAAAAUAACAAUGCACUGAGGCCAUAUAUUUUUGCAGGAAGUGACAAGAUAAAACAAGAUAUUUCUAAAAUAAACCCACCUCACUUUGCUCUGGAUCAUCAGGAACAGCGAGGGCAAGAAGUAGCAAAAUCUUCAGCAGACAGGCACGCGCUGCCGGUGAGAUAAGGAUGGAAAAA
Messenger RNA from Empidonax traillii (willow flycatcher), 5914 nucleotides. RefSeq names its product ankyrin repeat and fibronectin type III domain containing 1 (gene ANKFN1). NCBI's taxonomy places the organism in Eukaryota, Metazoa, Chordata, Aves, Passeriformes, Tyrannidae. Gene Ontology annotation, molecular function: protein binding. The transcript has 20 exons. The record is from RefSeq and is a predicted model, not a curated record. Gene Ontology annotation, biological process: regulation of establishment of bipolar cell polarity; establishment of mitotic spindle orientation. The coding region runs from base 451 to 3690 and encodes 1079 amino acids. Gene Ontology annotation, cellular component: spindle.